Arabis nemorensis is the source of this 2397-nucleotide messenger RNA. The record is from the annotation of a GenBank genome assembly. Lineage: Eukaryota; Viridiplantae; Streptophyta; Magnoliopsida; Brassicales; Brassicaceae.
AUGGCUGAGGUAGUUGUGUCCUUUGGACUUGAAAAGCUAUGGGGGCUUUUGAGUCGAGAAUCUGAAAGAUUGACUGGAAUAGAUGAGCAAGUUGCUGGACUAAAGCGUCAGCUUGGAAGGUCGUUGUUGAAAGAUGCAUACGCAAAGAAAUAUGAGAGUGAAAUGGUGAGAAACUUCUUGGAAGAUGUCAAGGACAUUGUCUAUGAUGCUGAGGAUAUAAUCGAAUGGUUUCUUCUCAAAGAGUUUGGAGGAAAAGAAAAAGGGAUCAAGAAGCGUGUGAAAAGACUUGCUUGCUCUUUAGUAGAUCGCCGGAAUUUUGCUUUAGAUAUCCAAGGCAUUACUCAGAGGAUCUCUGAGGUGAGUGGGGUAAUGAAGAGUUAUGGGAUACAAGAGAUCAUCGAUGGUGGUCGUUCUUUGUCUCUUCAAGAAACACAAAGGGAGCAAAGAGAGAUCCGACAAACAUUUUCAAACAGUUGUGAAAGCAAUCUUGUGGGAAUGGAACAGAGUGUUGAAGAACUGAUUGGUCCUUUGGUGGAAUAUGAUAACAUUCAAGUGGUUUCUAUAUCCGGGAUGGGUGGUAUUGGUAAAACCACCCUCGCUAGACAAGUUUUUCAUCAUGAUACUGUCCGACGUCAUGUUGAUGGAUUUGCAUGGGUCUGUGUUUCACAACAGUUUGAUCGAAAGGAUGUUUGGCAGAGGAUCUUGCAAGAUCUUAGACCACAUUACGAGGAUAUUAUACAGAUGGACGAAUAUACACUCCAGGGUAAACUCUUUGAAUUGUUGGAAACCGGUAGAUAUUUGGUUGUCCUUGAUGAUGUAUGGAAAGAAGACGACUGGGACCGAAUAAAAGCAGUGUUUCCCCAAACAAGAGGUUGGAGGAUGCUACUUACUUCUCGCAACGAGGGUGUUGGUUUACAUGCAGAUUCAACAUGUUUUGCCUUUAGACCAAAAAUCCUUACUCCCAAACAAAGUUGGAAGCUAUGUGAGAGGAUAGCAUUCCCAAGGAGAGAUGAAACUGAAUUAAGGGUUGAUGAAGAAAUGGUAGCUAUGGGUAAGGAAAUGGUCACAUAUUGUGGAGGACUACCACUAGCUGUUAAAGUGCUGGGAGGGUUGUUAGCUAAGAAACAUACAGCUCUCGAGUGGAAAAGAGUAUAUGACAAUAUUGGAACUCAGAUCGUAGGAAUAUCUGGCUUAGAUGACAACAAUCCCAAUUCGUUUUACCGAAUAGAAAUCAAGAUAUUGUUCAAUUACUGGGUUGCAGAAGGAAUAUUAACGCCAGUUUACGAUGGAUCAACCAUUCAAGAUAGUGGAGAAAGCUACCUGGAAGAGCUAGUGAGGAGAAAUAUGGUAAUUGUUGAAGAAAGCUAUUUGACUUCGAGAAUGGAACAUUGCCAAAUGCAUGACCUGAUGAGAGAAGUAUGUUUCUCUAAAGCCAAAGAAGAGAACUUUCUUCAAGUCAUCAAAGUCCCUACUUCAAGUACCUUUACCAUCAAUGCUCAGUCUCCUUGUAGAUCUCGAAGACUCAUUGUACAUAGUGGUAAAGCACUUGAUAUGUUGAGACAUAAAAACAAUGAAAAUGCCAGAUCUGUUUUGAUUUUUGGAGUCGAUGACAACUUUUGGAAGCCUCCAUGUUUCCAAAGUUUACCAUUGCUAGAUCUUUCUUACGUACGCUUUGAAGGAGGGAAGUUACCUUCCAGCAUUGGAAACCUCAUCCACUUGAGAUUCUUGAGUUUGUACGAGGCUGGGGUAUCUCAUCUACCUUCUUCUCUUCGGAAUCUAAAGCUUCUGCUAUGUUUGAACUUAGGUGUUGUUGAUCUGUUACACCUUGUUCACGUGCCAAAUGUUUUGAAAGAGAUGCAAGAACUGAGGUACCUUGUCUUGAUGAAUUUCUCAACGAAACACACUAGUGUCACGGACCUCAUUCGUAUGACUAAGGAUUUAACAUUGUCCACGCAUAUGCCAAGGUUUCCGGAUCAAUAUCGGUUCCCUCCUCACCUUGCACACAUAUGGCUAAUCGGAUGCCGCAUGGAGGAGGAUCCAAUGCCGAUACUAGAAAAGUUGCUACACUUGAAGUCGGUUUAUUUUUCAUCUGGUGCUUUCUUGGGGAGGAGAAUGGUGUGCUCAAGAGGCGGAUAUCCACAAUUAUGUGCUCUAAAGAUAUCUUAUCAAAAAGAAAUGGAAGAGUGGAGAGUAGAACAAGGGUCGAUGCCAAUGUCUUCGUACUUUGACUAUAGACAAUUGCAAAAAGUUGAAGGAACCUCCGGAUGGGCUAAAGUACACAUCUUGCUUAAAGGAAUUGAAGGUAGAAAGAAUGAAAAGAGACUGGACGGAGAGAUUGGUACAAGGUGGGGAAGAUUACUACAAGGUGCAACACAUUCCCAGUGUUCAAUUUAUUAA